AUGGCCAGCUAUUCAACUAGUUUUUCAAAUCCUGACUCACUCACAGAGCUCUCAAGGAUAAUAGAGCGGACGCUUGUUGAUACUGGUCGUUUGUUUCGCAAAUCUGGCUCCAUGCCCUCGAGAGCUCACUUGCAGCGAUCCUUACCUUUGUAUCAUGACAGUUUCCAAAAUGCUCUGGAUAAUCUAUCAGAGCAAAUUUUCAUUGCAAAAGCCUUCUUGGAAAAGGAUUACGAGGCUCUCAAGGCCACUAGUGCCGCUCCCCAGCCCAUCAAAGAUGUUGCAAUGAGCGAUGUGAAGCAACAGGUUGAACCUGACACUCAAACUCCCCCGAUUGGGAAAGUCGAAGUGGUCACAGAGCUUGAAUCCAGGCCUAAAACAGAAGAAGAUCCAUCUGCGAGCCAAUCACUUCCGGCAGAGAUCAAGCCCGACAUCCAAUUGGACGAUGAUGUAGUUGUCAAAAAAGAAGGCGACAAUACUGCCCCCGAUCAAUCGUUCCCCGGACCCAAUGAAGAUCUUACUUUUGAUUCAGUCCUCAAUGAGACUGGUGGCACAAACGACUUUGGUCUUAGUUUAGACUUCAACGAUGAUGACAUGGGCAAUCAAGCUUUCCUAUCCGGGUCAAAUUUCACAGCCUCUGGCGCUACUGGUGGCGCGGACAGAUUGAACACGACUCAACCUUUGGGAACUACUUCGGGUGUCCCUGCUGGGGGUGGUGCGUUUGACAUGGAAUUGCAGAAGACCGAGGGAGAUGACGGCAAUUUCCAACAGGGUAACUCCGGGGAGGAUUUCAUGGGGCCCGCUGAAUCAAAUUUCGACGAUUUGUUCAUGGACACUGAUAAUUUCGGAGAGAAUGGCGGGGAUUUCAAUCAGCUGGAGGGGGAUAGCUUGAUGAAUGUUAAUGAGCUGGACGAUAAUUGGUUCAACUGA
This is a messenger RNA of Penicillium digitatum Pd1, 927 nucleotides long. RefSeq lists its product as uncharacterized. NCBI's taxonomy places the organism in Eukaryota, Fungi, Ascomycota, Eurotiomycetes, Eurotiales, Aspergillaceae. The record is from RefSeq and is a predicted model, not a curated record.